Molecule: messenger RNA, 451 nt
Organism: Morus notabilis
Lineage: Eukaryota; Viridiplantae; Streptophyta; Magnoliopsida; Rosales; Moraceae
Exons: 1
Coding region: 44-451 (135 amino acids)
Biological process (GO): cytokinin biosynthetic process
Source: RefSeq, a predicted model, not a curated record
AUUUUAUAAUUACUGUUGUUAUGUGCUUUUCCUGUUUAGAGUAAUGGAGUCUUCCCAAGUUCUUGGAGAUUCAGAUCAGAAAUGUAGUGACAGUGAGUCUGGUUGGACAAUGUACAUUGGCUCCCAAAUCUGCAAAGAAAACUAUGGAGAAGCUGAUGAUGAUGGUGAUGAAAAGGACAAUGAGAACAAACCUAUUAGCCAUGAAGGCGGCAGCUGCGGCGGUGAUGAGAGCGAUGAUUCCAUGGCUUCAGAUGCCUCUUCUGGUCCAAUUCUCCAUCAGCUGACACCAGAUGGAAUUAAGCAAGGAACUGAAAUGUUUGGUCAUCUUGGAAACACAGUUGGCAAGUGUUUCUCAGCUAACAUCAAGCCGUGCAAACAGGAGAAGAAGAGAGAUGAAAGAAGGAUCAAGCAGGAAGUUCCAAAGGCAGACAGUGCUGAGAGCCAAGUCUAA